CCAAUUUCUCUCUCGCUCUCUACCCAACUUCCAUUUCCAAAUAUAUCUCAAACUCCCGCGGUUCUUUUGCAAUCUCUCUCUCAAUCUAGAGGAUGAGAUUUAGUUUUCAAUUCUUGUAUCAAUUAUCAAGAACCAAUAGAUAAAUUAAAUUUUGUUUUUUGUUUUCUUCGCUUUCUUGAAUUCUUUCUUUCUUUCUAUCCUCAUUUCACUAUUAGAUGAAUGUAUUGUUUGUAUAUCAAGAAUCAAUAAAUGAUCUUUAGCUAACCCAUCAAGAAUCAAGAAACAAGAUUACAAUAAUAAAGAAAGAUCAAGAGGAGGGAAAUUGUCUCCUCUUGGGUGGAAUGGAAGGAUUGGAAGGGAUUAUACAGAGGCUUUUGGAAGGAAAAAACAAUAGAGGCAAACGCAUUCAGCUUACUGAACCUGAGAUCAGAAAUCUCUGUCUCACUGCUAAACAAGUCUUUCUUGCUCAGCCUGUACUUCUUGAACUAGAAGCUCCUAUCAACAUCUGUGGUGACAUACACGGCCAAUAUCCAGAUCUUUUACGACUGUUCGAGUAUGGUGGGUUUCCACCAGAUUCCAGCUACUUAUUUCUUGGAGAUUAUGUAGACAGAGGAAAACAAAGUAUAGAAACUAUAUGUCUUCUCCUUGCCUACAAGAUCAAGUUUCCAGACAACUUCUUCCUCCUCCGAGGGAAUCAUGAAUGUGCUUCUAUCAACAGAAUAUACGGAUUUUAUGAUGAGUGCAAACGCCGUUUCAGUGUCCGUCUGUGGAAAACUUUCACGGACUGCUUUAACUGUUUACCAGUAGCUGCAGUAGUGGAUGAUAAAAUCCUAUGCAUGCAUGGUGGACUCUCACCAGAUAUGGAGAGCUUGGAUCAGAUUAGAGCUAUUGAAAGGCCUGUAGAUGUGCCAGACCAAGGCCUUCUUUGUGACCUUCUCUGGGCUGAUCCUGAUAGAGACAUCAGAGGGUGGGGUGAGAAUGAUAGAGGUGUCUCCUAUACCUUUGGAGCUGACAAGGUAGCAGAAUUCUUGAAGAAACAUGAUCUUGAUCUCAUAUGCCGUGCUCACCAGGUAGUUGAGGAUGGGUACGAGUUCUUCGCAGAAAGGCAGUUGGUUACCAUUUUCUCAGCCCCAAACUACUGCGGAGAGUUUAACAAUGCCGGUGCACUAAUGUGUGUCAAUGAAAGUUUGCUCUGCUCAUUUCAGAUUCUGAAGCCCUGGAAAGGAAAAGCAGGACAGCUUGAAUAGUUCUCUGCCAACAGAGAGGCACCUCCCUCUCCGCCAUAGACAAUUUAGUUAGUGUUUUGCCUUUUUUCACCUGUAAAAUAUUCAGCUUCCAGUGAGUCAAAGCCUCUAUAUCAUCUAGGUUAAUUCAUGUAACUGAGAUUAUCAGAAAGCUUUUUAUAUAUACCAACUGCUCAUAGGUAAUGUUUGGCAUAUCGGUUUGUAACACAACUGUCAGCUUCUAGUGAUUUAUCUGAUGUACCUGCUUCAA
Molecule: messenger RNA, 1494 nt
Organism: Ricinus communis (castor bean)
Lineage: Eukaryota; Viridiplantae; Streptophyta; Magnoliopsida; Malpighiales; Euphorbiaceae
Product: serine/threonine-protein phosphatase PP1-alpha catalytic subunit
Exons: 3
Coding region: 342-1247 (301 amino acids)
Cellular component (GO): nucleus; cytoplasm
Molecular function (GO): protein serine/threonine phosphatase activity
Source: RefSeq, a predicted model, not a curated record